AUGCUUAUGUGGGAAAUUUCUUCUAGACAAUCACCCUUUGCUGAAUUUGAUGAUUAUGAACUUGCAAAGAAAAUAAUAAAUGAUUCAAUAAGGCUAACUAUAGUAUCAAAAACUCCAUUAGCUUAUAGGAAAUUAAUGGAACAAUAUAGUAAUAGAAAUUUAUUUACAAAAUAUUUUAAUUUUAAAAAAAGGUUAUCUAAAUCAGAUCUGUCAAAUAAAUAUAAUUAUUCAAAUAGAAAAUUAAGUUUAGAUACAAAUUCUACAAGUAGUAUCUUUUCUACAAGAAAAUUUGAAUCUUUUCUUACAAGUAAUGCAAUAGAAGAGGAACAAGAAGCAUUUCAUAGAAAACCUUAUAGUUUUGACAUUCCUGAUAAUA
Molecule: messenger RNA, 376 nt
Organism: Funneliformis geosporum
Lineage: Eukaryota; Fungi; Glomeromycota; Glomeromycetes; Glomerales; Glomeraceae
Source: the annotation of a GenBank genome assembly